AGUUCUGAAACAUAAAACCGUGGAAAACCCUGAAGACCUCGAAGAUCCCUUCACAAGAGAAUAAGAAAUGGCGACCGGCGGCCCAGCGAAGAACCCUAAGAAGGCGAACCUCUUGGAUCCCCAUUCAAUUAAACACCUCCUCGACGAAUCCGUCACUGAGGUUGUCACGAGCCGUGGGUAUGUGGAGGACGUGAGGCUCAGCAACUUGAGACUGCUGAUCGGAUCCAUCAGCAUCGCCAUCGCCCUCGCCGCCCAGUUCAACCCCAAGAAGUUUCCGGAGAAUAUAGAUUUUCUGAUCGCCUGCAUCGGAUUGUAUAUAGUUUUCAAUGGACUGUUGCAGUUCAUCAGCUACACAAAGGAGAAAAAUGCGAUCCUGUUCACAUAUGCUCCUCCUGGAUCAUUCAGUAGCACUGGAUUGAUUGUGUCUUCGAAGCUGCCAAGGUUCUCUGACAUGUACACUCUUACAAUAGCCAGUGCAGACCCAAAGUCCAUUUCUGCUAAUAAACCAGUCCAUCUUACCAAGAGUGUCACCAAAUGGUUUGCGAAAGAUGGGGUCCUUGUGGAGGGUUUGUUCUGGAAGGAUGUUGAGAGACUGAUUGAUGACUAUAAUGGAGAACGAAAGAACAAAUGACUGACUGAGGAUUCCCUGCGCUGAUGGAGAGGUGCUGGAGGCUUAUCUUGGAAAGGUGCUUGCUGGUUGCUGCCAAUCUUAUAAAAAAAUAUCAUUCCUGAUUUGAAAACAUUGUUACAUUUUAAAAGGGCAUGAUAUAACCUAAUCAUCAUUUUUCUGGCACCUCAAAAAUAUUGAUUUCUCUGAUGAUCCUUUUUGGUAUGAAAUCAUAUAGAGCCGCAUCGUAUGUUAUCUGCAUGCCAAUAUGAAGAUUUGCUAAGCGCAAAGUGGUUCAAACACUAUCAGAUUGUUU
Messenger RNA from Elaeis guineensis (African oil palm), 923 nucleotides. The record is from RefSeq and is a predicted model, not a curated record. Lineage: Eukaryota; Viridiplantae; Streptophyta; Magnoliopsida; Arecales; Arecaceae.